Molecule: messenger RNA, 525 nt
Organism: Acanthosepion pharaonis
Lineage: Eukaryota; Metazoa; Mollusca; Cephalopoda; Sepiida; Sepiidae
Source: the annotation of a GenBank genome assembly
AUGUCUAUCUGUGUCUAUUGGUCUCUUCAUAUCUAUCUAUCUAUCUAUCUAUCUAUCUAUCUUGGCCUCUUCAUGUCUCUCUCCUGGACUCUUCAUAUCUAUCUAUCUAUCUAUCUAUCACAAUAUAUAUUUAUUAUUAUUACUGGUAAUAUUUUUUAUCUAUCUAUCUAUCUAUCUAUCUAUCUAUCUAUCUAUCUAUCUAUCUAUCUAUCUAUCUAUCUAUCUAUCUCAGUACAUAUUGUUUCUCUUUUGAUCUCUUCAUAUCUACCUGUCUGUCUUUUUGUCUGUCUGUCUUGGUCUCUUCAUGCCUAUCUGUAUCUCUUGGUCUCUUCAUUAUCUAUCUAUCUAUCUAUCUAUCUAUCUAUCUAUCUAUCUAUCUUGGUCUAUCCAUGUAUAUUUGUCUCUCUUGACCUCUUCAUAUCUAUCUAUCUAUCUAUCUAUCUAUCUAUCUAUCUGUCUAAUCUAUUUCUAUCUAUCUAUCUAUCUAUCUAUCUAUCUAUCUAUCUAUCUAUCUAUCUAUCUUAG